Molecule: messenger RNA, 2309 nt
Organism: Scylla paramamosain (green mud crab)
Lineage: Eukaryota; Metazoa; Arthropoda; Malacostraca; Decapoda; Portunidae
Exons: 2
Coding region: 668-1333 (221 amino acids)
Source: RefSeq, a predicted model, not a curated record
GGAAGGUAGGGAGGGAAAGUUGGCAUGGUUGAGAAAGAAGCAGGGAUGUGUAGGGGGCAUGGGGAGGGUGCGUGGCGUGGCAGGGAGGGAUACAGGCGGGUGAGGGAGGUAAGGUGGGGGCACUGGUAGGUAGGGAAGGGUGGGGUGGAGACAGUGGGGGGAAUAGGGUAAGGGAGGUGAUGGGGGAGUAGGGGAGGGGAUGGAGGCACUAAACGGAGUGGCUGUCGUGGCAGUGGAGGUGGAGGUUGUGAGACAGUCAGCGUGUGUAGUGUGAGGUGCCAAGUGCUGCUUCGCUCACCACUCUCCCUACCUCCCCUGUGACUUCCCGUAACGACCUAGUGACCCGCCGUGCUGGCCCAGGUGAACUCAUGAAAACCUAAUUGUCGCGACACGUUGUGAUUGUCGCCGCCUCGGUGCUUUACUCGAGGAAAAACAGACGCAACUGUUUGAUGCAGCAGCUCAAGCUCGGCGAAAGUUGCGAUCUGGUUGUGGGAUGAGUAAGUGAGAGUGGUGGUGGUGGUGCGUGGUGAUGAGAGUAGAAGGCGUGUGCAGGGUUGACCUGCGCGCCCUGUGAUGACCGCAGCACCGCCCGCCGCCCUCACCUGCAGGAGAAGGGGCCCCGCCCCCGGAGGGUCGCCCCGGGCCGGAGUGUGCGGGCAGGACCCCCAUGUGCUGGUGGUCGCCGCGUGCCGGCGGGGACGUGAUGCGUGAGAUCGGGGACAGUGGCCGCUGCAACGGUGGGCCAGCGGCGCCCCGGGAGCACGGCGGCGGCGUGGGGGGCGGCGCGGGGGACGGCGGGGGAGGGCAGCAGCUGGGGGGCGAGGACCCCGAGGAGACGACGCCCCUCACCCUGCUGGCGGCCGAUCCCCCCGACAAGGACCUGACGGACAUCAACAGUCUGCUGGACGACAUCCACAAGCUGGGGGGCCGCGGUGACAGCAUCCCGCUGCGCUCCCUCACGCCAGGGCCAGACCGGGAGCCGUCCUCUCGCCGCCACACGCCCGUCUCCCAGCCCCGGGCGUCGCACAGCCGCAAGCCCAGCAGCAGCUCCUCUGAGGAGAUCAUCGAAGUAGAGCCUCGAGCAGCGGCUCAGGUAAGACUUAACGCUUCCUUUUUCCUCUUGUUGUUACGCACCACCUCCCACAACCCCCCUGCCCUCACCACCUCUGUCCUCCCCUGCUCUCCCCUGCCCUGCCCCUGUAGUCAGAGUGAUCAGCAGAGGCUGGGUUCGUACCGUGCCCACCAAAGCUUCAAUACUGUAUUAAUAGCUCGUCUCGGCUCAGUAGAGCCGCUUGUUUAUCGAGGCAGUGAGGCAGAGCAGCCACUGAACUAACUCAUCCCCAGCGGCCACCUCGUUCAGUACACACGAGUCUCAAUUACUCCCCUGAGGCUGCCUGACUGCCUAACUGCCUGACUGGCUUAUUGGCCGAGUGGAGGUGGUGCUGACUGACCUGUCAUGAAUGGAGUGACUGGCUAGGUAGAAGGUUGCAUGGUGUUGAGUGACUGAUUGAGAGGCGCGUGCUGACUGGCUGAAUGAUAGCAAGGCCUCACUGGAUCUCCGACGUGGCGGUGCUGACUGGGGGAAUGAAAGUGUGGCGGUGGCGGCAGGGUGGCAGAGUGAUGGCAGCGGGGUCUGGAAAUACCUGAACCCUGUCUGCCUCACCAUUUUGAUCAGAUUGCGGGCAGCGGGGAAAACUUUGUGUCGGAAGUAGAAGGAAAGUUUGAUACUGUGGGUCUGCGGAGUCGGCGGUGUGAGGCGGUGAUGGAGAGGAGGAGGAGGAGGAGGCAAUAGAGGAGCGAAGAAAUUGGGGAAGGAGGAGGGAAGAAGAGAUGAAGACCAUGAGGAGAAGGAAGGAGAGGAGAUGGUGUUAAUGGCCCUAGGAAAGUAUCGGGGACAUCACAUGUAGAAGACCGAGGAGAAACUGUUGGAGGCCCUGUGGGAGAUCAACUCUAGUUCUUAGUUGCCUGAAGUAUAUCGAGUCUGCCUCUGAGUGGACGAAGGACGUGUGCGCUGAGUGUGAGCUGUAGGCGGCUUGUUUCUUCUCUAGUCCCUUAAAGGUGGUUUUCUCUCAUCAAACUCAAGGAAAACCAGGGAUAAAUUUUGUACUGUAGAUAAUUCUGCAUUUCAUUUCUCGUCCACGUCUUUGUAAUGUUUGUAAGGACGGUGAAGUGAUAUAUUGGUCAUUUUUUGGAUUACCUAGAGAAACGUAAUUAUUUUUUGAUGAUCUAGGGAGGAUUUGUAAACUGAAUCUAAUACCACUUUAUAACUUUACUUACAUACAUACAUACAUACAUAUAUACAUACAAAC